Messenger RNA from Acaulospora morrowiae, 262 nucleotides. NCBI's taxonomy places the organism in Eukaryota, Fungi, Glomeromycota, Glomeromycetes, Diversisporales, Acaulosporaceae. The record is from the annotation of a GenBank genome assembly.
AAGCCAAUCCAUUCCUUACUCUUGAUGAACUUGGAAAAGAAUAUGGUUGUGACAGAAGUACAAUAUCAAAGGUUUUAAAAAAUAAGCAAGAGUGGUUAUCUAAAGAAUUUACGGAUUAUGAAGCAAAAGCAAUAGUUAAUAGGCCGGUGAAGUUUGCCCAAUUAGAAAAUGCUUUGAGCCUUUGGAUCUGUCAGAUUUUUUUACAAAAUUUAAUAUUAACAGAUGGACUUUUACAACUUCAAGCAAAAAAAUUUGCUAAAUU